Messenger RNA from Lycium ferocissimum, 417 nucleotides. RefSeq lists its product as uncharacterized. NCBI's taxonomy places the organism in Eukaryota, Viridiplantae, Streptophyta, Magnoliopsida, Solanales, Solanaceae. The coding region runs from base 1 to 417 and encodes 138 amino acids. The transcript has a single exon. The record is from RefSeq and is a predicted model, not a curated record.
AUGGAUUGGGAGGAAGCAACCAAGCUCAGGUUGUUCCAACUAAAUGAGAUGGAUGAGUUUCGGUAUCAGGCAUAUGAGAGUGCAGCACUGUAUAAAGAAAGAAUGAAGCAUUACCAUGAUAAGAAGAUCUUGAAGCGAGAAUUUUACAAGGGUGAUCCUGUAUUGCUGUUUAACUCCCGUUUGAAGUUGCUGCCUGGUAAGCUUAAAUCGAGGUGGUCUGGUCCAUUUGAGGUGGUUGGUGUUUCACCCCAUGGAGCGAUUGAGUUAAAGUCCGGAGAUGGAACUCGGACAUUUAAGGUGAAUGGGCAGAGAUUGAAGCACUAUCACGGGAUGGUUUCGGAGGAUAGGAUUGUUGAUCGAUACAGGUUGAAGCACCUCGGAACGAACGAUGAUCUGGUGCACACUGAUAAAGAGUGA